AUGAGUGAGAAAAGUGAGGAAAAAGAGAAAAGAGAGAGACAAUUUAUUGUGAAUGGAAGCAAGCUACUGGAGAAGCUUAUUGUCUCUUGCAAUGGCAAGCCAAUUCCCAUCCGUAGCUUCUUUGCUAAAGAGCUCCGACAAGCAACCAACAACUAUAAUAAUCAUUAUGGAAUGCUUUGGUUUAAGGGCUCUCUUGAUGGACAAAUCGUUAUCGUUAGGAGACUUCCUAGCUCUAAAUUCUGGGCCGAUUUAGCCAUCAAUGAUUUAGCGAUUUCUGCACAAAUGAGUGCUCACAUAUCAAUCCCUGAUGGUGAAACUGACGUGGAAGUUGAUGGCAAUUGUUUGUAUUCGAAGUUCAAAACCCCAGAGUUUAAAGCAACAGGUAGGGCAACAGAAAAAACUGAUGUGUAUUACUUUGGUAAGCUUCUUUUCGAACUUUUAACUGGAGAGGAUUCUUAUAAUAUAACCCGAUUGACAAUUGACAAAAAAUCUAGCUUAAUAGCCUACAUGCAUAACCAUGCUCAAGUUUGUUGCAUAAACGAGAUUGUGGAUCCGACAAUUUUGGCAGCAGAAGGAGGCGCUAGUUUAGAGCCACAAUUACAAGCUUUUUUGCAGCUUGCAUUGACAUGUGCAGGGGAAGAUCCACAGAGAAGGCCAACAAUGGUAGAUGUUACCAAAGAACUCAGGCGGAUUGAAAGCUUUGUACUAUGA
Molecule: messenger RNA, 711 nt
Organism: Quercus lobata
Lineage: Eukaryota; Viridiplantae; Streptophyta; Magnoliopsida; Fagales; Fagaceae
Product: probable inactive receptor kinase RLK902
Exons: 2
Coding region: 1-711 (236 amino acids)
Biological process (GO): protein phosphorylation; cell surface receptor signaling pathway
Cellular component (GO): plasma membrane
Molecular function (GO): protein serine/threonine kinase activity; ATP binding
Source: RefSeq, a predicted model, not a curated record